Linum tenue is the source of this 1764-nucleotide messenger RNA. NCBI's taxonomy places the organism in Eukaryota, Viridiplantae, Streptophyta, Magnoliopsida, Malpighiales, Linaceae. The record is from the annotation of a GenBank genome assembly.
AUGGUGGUUUCCUCUCAGGAAACAUUAGUGGGGGAGAUGGAAGAGAAAAAGGAGCACGAUGAGAAGCAGGAGACGGAAGACAAGGAUGAGAAGAAUGAGGAUCCGAUUUCAGGGGAGAAAGAAGCCGGCUCCCGCCAACAUAAGCCGGAUUCGGAAGAGGCGGGACCUGAUGAUGAUGCGUCGUUCAUGGAGAUCGUGAAUCGUUUCUCCAGGCUAGCGAGUUCGCUUAACGAGUUUCGAUCGGAUCCAGAUCACGCUCAUCUCGUGAACCGGAUCGGAUCAAUUCACCAACGAGCAAUGUCGUAUUUGGAGGAUGAAUUCGGGUUUCUUCUCCAAGAGCAUACCAAUCAACAACCGGUACAAGAACCAGAUUCCGCGGGAAAAUCAUCAUCAGCAAAAGCGGCAGAAACCGGUGAGCCAGAGGAAGAAAAGGAAUCGCCGUAUCCUGGGUACAGUGAAGAAACGGUGACGAAUCUGAGCAAUAUCGCGAGCCAGAUGAUCGCCGGUGGGUACGAAUCGGAGUGUUGCCAGGUGUACAUGAUCGUACGGCGGCACGCCUUGGAUGAGACCCUAAUCCAGUCAGGAUUCGAGAAGAUCAGCAUCGACGAUGUCCAGAAGAUGGCGUGGGAGAAUCUCGAGCGGGAAAUCCCGAUCAUGACUUCCAUCAUCAAAGAAUGCGCCAGCGUCCAUUUCCCCAAAGAGCACAAAUUAGUCCACUCCGUUUUCUCAAACUACCCUUCCCUCUCCAUCUCCCUCUUCAGCAACCUAAGCAGAGGAAUUCUUAUCCAGUUCCUCAAUUUUGCCGAAGGAGUUGCCAUGUCUAAGAGAUCCACGGAGAAGCUCUUCAAAUUCCUCGACAUGUAUGAAACCUUGCGAGAUGGAUUCGCUGCAAUCGAAGGCUUGUACCCGGAGGAGUCUGAGAGCGAGCUGAAAACAGAGGCCACGACGGUAAAGGGAAGAAUCGGAGAAGCAGCAAUUAACAUCUUCAGCGAUCUGGAGCAUUCAAUCAAAAACGACCAUGGAAAGACUCCGGUCCCCGGCGGCGCCGUCCAUCCGUUAACCCGCUACACGAUGAACUACCUGAAAUACGCCUUUGAGUACAAAUCGACUCUGGAGAAUGUUUUUAGAGACCAUUCCAAAAUCGAGCGUGCAGAUUCAACGAGCCGGCCUAGCAACCAGUCACCAUUCGCGGGCCAGCUGGCGAGGAUCAUGGAUUUCCUAGAUCAAAACCUAGAGUCGAAAUCGCAGCUCUACAGAGACGUAUCCCUCUGCUGCAUCUUCAUGAUGAACAAUGGGCGGUAUAUUUUACAAAAAAUCAAGAGCUCUCCGGAGAUCCACUGCGUUAUGGGGGAUCCGUGGUGCCGUCGAAAAUCGUCGGACCUCCGGAACUACCACAAGGGGUACCAGAGGGAGACGUGGAGCAAGUUGCUAGGGUGUCUGGCACAGGAGGGCGUGCAGGUGCAUGGGAAAGUGUCCAAGACCGUGUUGAAAGAGAGGUUCAAGAACUUCAACAUCAUGUUCGAUGAGAUACACAGGACGCAGAGCCAGUGGGUGGUGAGCGACGAACAGUUGCAGUCAGAGCUCCGGGUGUCGAUAGCGGCAGUGGUGAUUCCGGCGUACAGGGCGUUUCUAGGGAGGUUCUCCCAGUAUUUUACUCCCGGCAGGCAAUACGAGAAGUAUGUAAAGUAUCAGGCGGAGGAUAUAGAGAAUUGUGUGGAGGAGCUGUUCGAGGGGAACGCUAGUUCCAUAGCCAGGAGGAGAUGA